AUGGAUCUUGCUAAUAAGAAAUAUGGUGAUUCUUUUACACAUAAAGAAAUGGAAAGUGUAAAAACAUUUCUUUGCAUUUUAGCUAUAAUGUUAGCAAUAUUGAAUUUCUUUAUGCUGGUAUGUCAAGUUUUAGCUCACUUGUGUUUAUUUGAGUUCCUGUGCAGUCAAGCUCCUUUUGGUAUGCUUGGCAUGAUCAUUGGACUGUUCUUGUUUUUUGAUGGUAUUUCUUUUGAUAUUGGCUCAAUGAUAGUUUUUACAUUUCAGUAUAUCUUUCCUUUAAAAACUUGUACUUCAUGGUUCACCAUCAUAUUUGUUGUCAUUGCUGUGGUUGGGGUCAGAGAUGCUGAUCUUGGACUACGCACUGUAAUAGAGGAGCAUUGGGAACAGAAAAUUAUCAGGAAUAAUUCUUUUACUGAUGACAGUGAUGAUACCUCGAGUCUUUGGCACGGCAGUGUCUUCAGAGAGAUGAUUGAAAUCACCCAAUGGAGAGCAAGAAUUGGACUGUGGAACUGCUGUACGGGUGCCGUAUUCAAUAAGCUUUCUUUUGGAAAGCGGCAGGCAUCCUUAUCAAAAACGGCCGCCCCACCAAAAGCUUCAAAGCUAAAGGCAAAGGAAACCAUGGCCACUUCUGUUGAUGAAAUGAUGCUAAAGUUUUUUUCUAUUUGUUAUCAGGGAAUCAUCUUGUCUCUCUUUGCAUUUGUAUCAAGAUUCUUAAUAGGUCUUGUUGGUUUUUGCCAUUUUCAGCCUCAGCAAGUACAAUUACCUAGAGCUACAUUACAUUCCCCUAGUGCUACGAAUCAGUUGCAAUUGUUAUUGGGAGCUGUGAGGUUGAGCUUCAUUCUCUGUGUGUUUUUGUGCCUCGGCCUUAUCCUGUUGUCAGGAGAUGUUGAGCUUAAUCCUGGCCCCACUAUUGAUGAUAAACCUGAUUUAUCUCUGUUACUCGAAUGGCUGGAACCACUUCAUGACUGGCAGUCAUUUGGUCUCCUUUUACCUGGAGUAACACAGCAAGAUAUCACAACAAUUGAAGAAUUUGACACUUCCACAAUAAUUCAAGGAAAAAUAGGCCUUUUUUCUAAAUGGUUGAUCAACUAUCCUGAAGCAAAAUGGAAAGAUAUACUCAAUGCAUUGUCCAAAAAAGAGGAACACAAGCUAGUAGAGACUAUUGAAAACCAUUUAUAUG
Amphimedon queenslandica is the source of this 1180-nucleotide messenger RNA. RefSeq lists its product as uncharacterized. Lineage: Eukaryota; Metazoa; Porifera; Demospongiae; Haplosclerida; Niphatidae. The record is from RefSeq and is a predicted model, not a curated record. The transcript has 5 exons. The annotation marks the transcript as partial.